CGUCAGCUGCGCCAGUGUCGGCCCAGCCCAGCUGAAGCACCCCGAGUAUUAGUGGAUCAGUGCGGCUGUACGCGUCUUUGUGCGCGCGAAGGCAUCUGUUCUCGUGUUACAUCUGCCGACGAACGAACGACCAUCAUUUCUUUUAUUUUUUUUUUAAUUUUAACGACGAUUUGUUGUAAGUUGGAGAUCAUCAUAUAAGUAAACAUUCAUUCGUACCAUGAUUCAAACGGACGGCUAUAAUAGCAUGGAGCCCUACGACGAUGGCUACAUGGAACAAGAAGAGGAAUGGGAAAGAGAGGGUUUACUCGACCCGGCCUGGGAAAAACAGCAGAAAAAGACAUUCACGGCAUGGUGUAACAGUCAUUUAAGAAAGGCCGGCACCGGUAUCGACAACAUCGAUGAGGAUUUUAGGAAUGGGUUAAAACUAAUGUUACUGCUCGAGGUUAUCUCCGGUGAAACACUACCUAGACCAGACAGAGGCAAAAUGCGUUUUCACAAGAUCGCAAACGUAAAUAAGGCACUAGAUUUUAUUGCCAGCAAAGGAGUCAAGCUGGUGUCGAUAGGUGCAGAAGAGAUCGUAGACGGAAACCUCAAAAUGACACUUGGAAUGAUCUGGACCAUCAUUCUGAGAUUCGCUAUCCAAGACAUUUCGGUAGAAGAAAUGACUGCUAAGGAGGGUCUUCUACUUUGGUGUCAAAGAAAAACGGCACCGUACAAAAAUGUCAACGUACAAAACUUCCACUUGUCAUUUAAGGAUGGUUUGGCCUUCUGCGCUUUGAUUCAUAGGCAUCGUCCAGACCUGAUCGAUUACAACAAAUUAAGUAAAGACAACCCAUUAGAGAACCUAAACACUGCCUUUGACGUAGCUGAGAAGUACUUGGACAUUCCAAGGAUGUUAGAUCCUGACGAUUUAAUAAACACUCCAAAGCCGGACGAACGCGCCAUUAUGACCUAUGUGUCAUGUUACUAUCACGCGUUUCAAGGCGCCCAACAGGUAGAUUUUUACUUACAGAACACUGCCAUGCCCGAUGAGCGAGCGGUCAUGACUUAUGUGUCAUCCUACUACCACUGCUUUUCUGGCGCUCAAAAGGCCGAGACGGCUGCCAACAGGAUUUGCAAGGUACUUAAAGUCAACCAAGAAAAUGAGAGACUUAUGGAAGAAUAUGAACGGCUGGCAAGUGAUUUGCUCGAAUGGAUCAGGCGUACCAUGCCUUGGUUAAAUUCAAGGCAAACUGACAAUUCAUUGGCAGGUGUUCAGAAGAAGUUAGAAGAAUAUCGAACUUAUAGGCGUAAACACAAGCCACCUCGUGUUGAACAGAAAGCGAAACUCGAGACCAAUUUUAAUACUCUUCAAACUAAAUUAAGGUUAUCCAAUAGGCCCGCCUACAUGCCCACGGAGGGAAAAAUGGUUUCUGAUAUUGCAAACGCAUGGAAAGGUCUGGAGGGAGCAGAAAAAGCGUUCGAAGACUGGCUGUUGUCAGAAAUGAUGAGACUGGAGCGUUUGGAACACUUGGCUGAAAAGUUCAGACGUAAGGCUGACGCACACGAAGAAUGGACCAGAGGUAAAGAAGAAAUGUUGCAGAGCCAGGACUUCCGUAACUGCAGGCUUAACGAACUGAAAGCGCUUAAGAAAAAACACGAGGCUUUUGAAAGUGAUCUUGCCGCACACCAGGAUCGCGUCGAACAAAUUGCUGCUAUUGCUCAAGAGUUAAAUACACUCGAUUAUCAUGACAGUGUAACUGUAAAUGCCCGUUGCCAGCGCAUCUGCGACCAAUGGGAUCGAUUGGGAGCACUAACGCAGCGAAGAAGGCAGGCGCUGGAUGAUGCUGAAAGAAUUAUGGAAAAGAUCGACAUUCUGCAUCUCGAAUUCGCCAAACGUGCCGCUCCAUUCAAUAACUGGCUCGAUGGAACAAGAGAAGAUCUCGUUGACAUUUUUAUUGUACAUACUGUUGAAGAAAUACAGGGAUUAAUUGACGCCCAUUCCCACUUUAAGGCUACAUUGGGAGAAGCUGACAAAGAAUAUCAGAGCAUCGUUGGAUUAGUAAGAGAAGUUGAAAGCAUUGUAAAGCAACAUCAAAUCCCUGGUGGACUUGAGAAUCCGUACACUACACUUACCGCUCAUGACUUGACCAGGAAGUGGGGAGAUGUGAGGACUCUGGUUCCACAGAGAGAUGCAACUCUCCAAGCUGAACUUAGGAAACAACAAAACAAUGAAAUGCUCCGAAGACAAUUUGCUGAAAAAGCUAACGCUGUUGGUCCAUGGAUCGAACGUCAACUUGACGCUGUCACAGCUAUUGGUAUGGGUCUGCAUGGUACUCUAGAAGAUCAGCUGCAUAGGUUAAAGGAAUAUGAACAGGGAGUGUACGCGUACAAGCCGCAUAUUGAAGAACUCGAAAAGAUCCACCAAGCCGUACAAGAAAGCAUGAUUUUCGAGAACAGAUACACACAAUAUACCAUGGAAACACUGCGUGUAGGCUGGGAACAGCUGCUAACAUCUAUAAACCGCAACAUCAACGAAGUAGAGAAUCAAAUUUUAACUAGGGAUUCUAAGGGAAUUACUCAAGAACAACUUAACGAAUUUAGGUCAUCAUUUAACCACUUUGACAAGAACAGAACAGGACGACUUGCACCCGAUGAAUUCAAAUCUUGCUUAGUUUCUCUGGGCUACUCGAUCGGAAAGGAUAGGCAAGGUGAUAUUGACUUCCAGCGAAUUUUGGCCGUUGUGGAUCCUAAUAACUCCGGAUAUGUUCACUUUGAUGCUUUCUUAGACUUCAUGACUAGGGAAAGCACCGAUACCGAUACGGCCGAACAAGUCAUUGAUAGCUUCCGUAUUCUUGCUGCUGACAAGCCCUACAUCUUACCUGAUGAACUGAGAAGAGAAUUGCCCCCAGACCAAGCCGAAUAUUGUAUUCAAAGGAUGCCACCAUUUAAGGGACCCGGAGGUGUACCAGGAGCAUUAGACUACAUGUCCUUCUCGACGGCGCUCUAUGGGGAAUCCGACUUGUAAAACAUAUCAUUCUUUCAAAUCGUAUUCAUCUUCCCUAUAUUUAAGUGGUACCGUAAAAUUUAUCACUGUCACUAUUAUAUUGCCUUUGAUCCCCAUUGUACAAUUCAUUAGUGUUUACUUAUUUAUAUUAUUUAUUAUUUAUUUUUUUAUUCGAAUACCUUAAAGCUACAGCUAAAAGGUAGAGAAAUGCUUUAGGCUUGCUUGAAGGUGGCAUUAAAAUUCUUGCCAUAGGUGAAAAAUAUUUGAGUAGGCCUACUACAGGUUACAUUGCGAAUUAACAUUUUGUCUAGACUGUUUAAAAUAAUGUAAAAACCAAGUAAAGAAGUGAAAGAUAUAUUAAAACCUCUAAACUAAUAAGGCAUAAUUAUAUCUGUAUUUAUAGUCAUAUAAUGUCAAAGUGCCAUUGUAAUUAAACCCAUUUUAUAAAUUAUGCUUAGUUCUACUAUAAUAUCAUGUAAGAGUUUUGGUGGAUUACAGAUAAAUUUUAAAUGCUCUAUAUAUAAUAUGAGUUGGGAAAUGUUUAAGCAAUUUGUAAUCUUCCAAAACUGAAAUUCUUCAUUUAAACUAAGUCAUUUGGAAGAUUUUUACAUUCAGUAAGCUUCUAAUUCUCUUAUAAGACCGCAUGAAAACUGAGUUAUAAAUAUCAUAUUUAUUAUGUAUACCUACAUAGUUAAAACUAUAUUUUGAGAUGUUUAUUAAAACUUUAAGUCGGUGGAGUGAACUAUUUAAUUUGUAUUAUGUUUUAUUAUGUUCAUUUUAUUCAGUAGAUUAUUUAUUUUGAUAAACUUUAUUUUUUAAAACGUCGCGGAGUCUUGAAAUUUUAGUUUUUAUUUAGAUAAUUUAUAUGUUUUAUCAUCUCAUAUACGUAUAUUUUUUGUUUUAAGCGUUAAAUAUAAAAUAAAUAUACAAUUAUAUACA
This is a messenger RNA of Anthonomus grandis grandis, 3925 nucleotides long. Its product is annotated as alpha-actinin, sarcomeric. Gene Ontology annotation, molecular function: actin filament binding; calcium ion binding. The transcript has 16 exons. Gene Ontology annotation, biological process: muscle cell development; actin cytoskeleton organization. Gene Ontology annotation, cellular component: cell projection; cortical actin cytoskeleton; Z disc. The coding region runs from base 218 to 3007 and encodes 929 amino acids. The record is from RefSeq and is a predicted model, not a curated record. NCBI's taxonomy places the organism in Eukaryota, Metazoa, Arthropoda, Insecta, Coleoptera, Curculionidae.